Molecule: messenger RNA, 1098 nt
Organism: Cornus florida
Lineage: Eukaryota; Viridiplantae; Streptophyta; Magnoliopsida; Cornales; Cornaceae
Product: heat shock 22 kDa protein, mitochondrial-like
Exons: 2
Coding region: 335-874 (179 amino acids)
Source: RefSeq, a predicted model, not a curated record
UAAAUUAUUAAAAAAAUAUGUAACAAAUUAUCCCUAUGCAAAAUACCAGCAUUGCCCCUCAUACUUUUUUGACCUGAACUUAACCAAAAAAAAUAAUAAUAAUAAAAAUAAUGUAUUUCUUAUUAUUGAAUUCCGCGAACCAUAGCAAUUUUUUUAUAGUUCAGGAUUUUUUCAAAUUUUUUUAGAAAAAAAUAAAGUUAAUAAUAAAAUACACUUUCUACACAUUCUCUCCCCCUCUUUUCCUUUCCCCUUCUCCACGCCACUCACGCCCUAUAUAAAUAUAGAAAUCAGAAACUAUGUCUAAUCAUACCAGAAGCUGUGUGAAUUGAUUGUGAUGGCUUCGUUACUUGCUCUGAGGAGGGUCACAGGUGGUUUAAUUCGCUUCAACAAGCUUGCCAACCCUAUUCGCUCUGCUUCCGUUGCCGCUCUUCGUUCCUUCAACACCAAGGUCAUGACCGUAUACGACGAAUACGACGAGGACUACGAAUACUGGAACAUCAACACCGACUCUGAUGGUACGUUUGAUCCACUUUCUGCAAGAAGAAGCAUCGACAUGAACCAGGAUGAAAAAGCAAUGUAUCUGAGAAUGGACAUGCCUGGUCUCAGCAAAAAAAACGUGAAGAUAUCAAUGGAGAUGGAGAGUCUGAGCAUCAAAGGAGAGUGCGGGAAGGAAUCGGCGGAAGACGAAAAGUAUGGGCCCGGCUACUCCAGCAGGAUCUAUCGCCCUCCUACUUUCCAUAUCCCUUCCAAUAUCUAUAACACCGAACAAAUCCAGGCUAAGAUGAAGAAUGGAGUUUUGAAAGUUAAGAUUCCCAAAGUGCCCAAACACGAUAACAAGGACAGGAAGGACGUGGUUCAGGUUAAGGUCGAUUGAUUCAGGAGGCGAGAAUGGUAAUGGUAUGUUUUCGGUGUGUAGUCGGUCCAUACGUCACCUCUUGUUUUAGGCUUCUUUUGAUAAAAACAGAAUUUGUAGGCUUCUUUUGAUGAAAGCAGAAUUUGUAGUUGAUCUUUCUAAGUGUAGUAGUAGUGUCUAACUGAAUUUUGAUGUAAAGAUGAAGGAAUUCACUUGGAUUUACAAUUUUUCUCUCUUCUUUUCAA